Messenger RNA from Botrytis fragariae, 1377 nucleotides. RefSeq lists its product as uncharacterized. Bases 1 to 1377 code for a protein of 458 amino acids. The transcript is spliced from 2 exons. NCBI's taxonomy places the organism in Eukaryota, Fungi, Ascomycota, Leotiomycetes, Helotiales, Sclerotiniaceae. The record is from RefSeq and is a predicted model, not a curated record.
AUGCUUCCACAUGGGUCCCGCAAAUCAUCCAGAACGCGGUCUCUACCACGGGACGGUCCCUCUUCUGGUGGGCAAUCAGUGAAUCAUCAUACAGCCUCGAGAGAUGUUAGCUCCGAACGAGCAAGUUUCUUCAAAGAGUUUGGACAAAGCGUUGAUCCAACCCACCGCAGACCUGUGUCGUCAAGUCCUUUGGAAAACGGAUAUCGUAGUGAGAGUGAGGGAAGUCGGAGCGGAAAUGAUACCCACGGGGGGAUGAAAUCUAGGGGUAGAAGUAGGGGAAGUCAGGACGGAUAUGGUACAGACAGAAGUACGGUAUCUAGGGAUAGAAGUAGGGGAAGUAAGAGUGGCUAUGGUUCUGAUGGUACCAUUAGAAGUAGAACAAGGAAUGAUUUGCAUAGUAACUCGGACUCAGCAAAUCGUUCAGGUCGGGCUCAGAGUCAGAAACCACGAUCAUCUUCACAAGCGUCGUCAACUCGUUCUAAGAGAGCUGAAUCGGCUACCUUGAUACCAGGUCAAGUUUAUCGUGAAUAUGACGUUCACAGUGAACAUAUAAGAUUAGGAAAGGAGGCUAUACCUCCUGACCAUGGACGAAGAGCUGGGUCAAAAAGUCGUCAGGAAACUCCCGAGAGGGGAAGAAGUACAAACUCUCAUAAAACCACUAGCGCGAGAUCAGUAUCAUCCGACGAGGUGAAACACUCGAACGGUCAGCUGGAUAUACCUAAAAACGUAGCAAACAAGGUCCAGAUCAACGAGCCAGUCUAUCACCCUGAAGGAGAGGCAGCAGAAUUGUGCGGUGACGUGCAGGAGGAGGAACAAAAAAUUAAACGAAAACCAAUCAGGGGCACAACGCAAUCACGAGGGGCAAAUUCGAGAUAUACAGAACCAAAACUGAAUCACCAUCGAAGUGGCAAUGAGAAGGGUUUAAGUGAAAAAUUCAGUUUCGAACCUAUCCGGCAACCUCCAGGUGAAGAGCAAACAAGAGAUGAAUCAAGAGAUGGAGCGUGGCAGAGAUUUGGCGGAAAGGACAGAACGAGAAACCAAAUUUCUCCAGCUGAUACAAACAGAGGGUCAGCAAAAAAAGAAGACUUUCUUGACAUCCGUGAAGGAUGGUUGAGAGGUAAAAGCCACCCAGAUAGUACACCGAAAGGGCUAGUAAAUCAAACGAAGUCGACACCUAAACGUUAUUACGCAAAGAAUAAGGGAGAUCCAAGCCCCGCAAGCGAUAAGGGUAGAAGUAGUUCACAACACUCAGAACAAUACACUCCCGAAAAAGACCCAUUCGCUGGAUACGAUGCCCCACCAGAGAAAACAAAGAAGAAGAAGGAGAAGAGUCCAUCGAGGGUAUUCAGAAAUUUUUUCAAUAGCUGGCGAACGUAG